AUAAGCCCCGACGGCACCUGUGGCGGCACAAACAACUUCACGUGUGCGGGCUCGGGGUAUGGGGAGUGCUGCUCAGAGCACGGAUAUUGUGGGAACACGACUGAGUACUGUGACAAUAGGUGUCAGGGGAAUGGGUGUCAUCAGUGUGCGCCGGUGGGAUUUUCGUGCACGAUUGAUAACUCGUCGCAGUGCUGUACACAGUGCUGUUAUUUUCCGACUGGGGAUGUGAUGGAUGGGCGGUGUUGCGACAUGUAG
Paraphaeosphaeria sporulosa is the source of this 255-nucleotide messenger RNA. RefSeq lists its product as uncharacterized. The annotation marks the transcript as partial. The record is from RefSeq and is a predicted model, not a curated record. The transcript has a single exon. Gene Ontology annotation, molecular function: chitin binding. Lineage: Eukaryota; Fungi; Ascomycota; Dothideomycetes; Pleosporales; Didymosphaeriaceae.